Molecule: messenger RNA, 1911 nt
Organism: Alternaria arborescens
Lineage: Eukaryota; Fungi; Ascomycota; Dothideomycetes; Pleosporales; Pleosporaceae
Product: Deoxyribodipyrimidine photo-lyase
Exons: 2
Coding region: 1-1911 (636 amino acids)
Biological process (GO): circadian regulation of gene expression; entrainment of circadian clock by photoperiod
Cellular component (GO): cytoplasm; nucleus
Molecular function (GO): FAD binding; DNA binding
Source: RefSeq, a predicted model, not a curated record
AUGCCACCAAAACGUAAAGCCAGUAUCCCACCCAAUGCAGCAUCUGCAAGAAACUACACCGAUGUAUCCGGCGAUGCACCCAACAAGCGCUCGCGCGUUGCUAAACCCCUUUCGAAAGCCUUCGCAGACAGCGCGCCACCGAUAGAUUCGAUAGCGAGAAAUACUGAGAAUGGAGCGCCUGGGGAGGCAGUAAAGAAAGAAGAAGAAGGUGAAGGCGAAUUUGAUCAUUCGCGGCCAGAAGAGCGAGCAGGGAUAGUUGACAGACGUUACUACCCUGCUGAGAUGAGCAAUGAGCGAUGCGCCCUGUACAAUGCAAACGAGAUACCGCGGCCCAUCGAAAUACUGGCAAAGACGCUAGAGAGCACAAAAGAUAGGCGCACGGCUAUCCGGGAAACAAACAAGGCGCAAUUUGGCGAUGCCGUGGUUCACUGGUUCAAGAGGGAUUUGCGGAUACGGGAUAAUACAGGCUUAUCGCAGGCUGCCCAAUUGGCCAAAGCGAAGGGUGUGGGUGUAAUAGGUGUCUGGUUCAUGAGCCCACAAGACUGGGAAGCUCAUCUGGUCAGCCCACCCAAGUGUGAUUUCGAACUGCGUUCGGUCGAGUCACUGAAACAGGAGCUCGAAGAGUUCGACAUUCCGCUAUAUGUUGAGACAAUUGCGGAGAGGAAGAACGUGACAAGGCGACUGGUGGAGCUGGCUGAGAGCUGGAAUGCAAAGAACGUAUUUUGCAACCUGGAAUAUGAACCCGACGAGCUGCGGCGAGAAGAGCGUUUAGUACGUAAGAUGCUGGAGAAAGGUAUCAACUUCGACCCACAACACGAUGAUUGUGUUGUGCCGCCAGGAAGUCUCAAGACAGGAGGUGGGAAACAAUACGCCGUGUACAGCCCCUGGUAUCGGGCAUGGGUUGCGUAUCUACACGCGCACCCGCAUCUCUUGAAUGAGCGACCGAUACCUGAACGUAAUUCUCCAAAUUUCCGCCAAAAGUUCACCCAGCUCUUUGACUCGAAAGUCCCCGACCUCCCCGAUUGCAAGUCGUUGACACAAGAAGAAAAAGAACGCUUCCACCACCUGUGGCCCGCAGGCGAGGCCGCCGCCAUUGACCGCCUAGAACGCUUUUUGAUCGAAAAGAUCGGCAAAUACAAGGAUACACGUAACUUCCCCGCGAAGAACAGCACAGGACGCGUGAGCGUACAUCACGCCGCUGGCACGCUAGCAGCCCGAACCAGUGUACGUAUGGCAAGAGAUGUCAAUAGCGCGAAAAAGCUCGAUGGUGGGAAGGAUGGUGUCAAAGGUUGGAUUGGAGAAGUUGCAUGGCGUGAUUUUUAUCGACAUGUGCUUGUACACUGGCCAUACGUCUGCAUGAACAAGCCCUUCAAGUUCGAAUACACGAACAUUGAAUGGGAAUACAAUGACGCCCACUUCCAGGCUUGGACUCAAGGCCGCACAGGCUACCCAAUCGUUGACGCAGCAAUGCGUUGCAUGAAUCACACCGGCUACAUGCACAACCGCCUUCGCAUGAUCGCAGCUUCCUUCCUUGCAAAACACCUUCUGCUGGACUGGCGUCUUGGUGAACAAUACUUUCUCACACAUCUCGUUGAUGGCGACUUCUCGUCGAACAAUGGCGGCUGGGGCUUCAGUGCAUCAACUGGCGUAGAUCCCCAACCAUACUUUCGAAUCUUCAACCCAUGGACGCAGUCCGAGAGGUUUGACGAGGAGGGAGAGUUCAUCAAAUUAUGGGUUCCAGAACUUGAAGAGAUAGAGGGGCCGGCCAUACAUAACCCUUAUGGUGCGGGUGGGAAGGCGGCACAAGCCGCAAAGUCGAAAGGCUACCCUGAGCCAGUAGUUGAGCAUAAAUUUGCUAGAGAGAGGUGUCUGGCACGGUACAAGGCAGGCAUCGGAAGGGAGACUGCGUGA